CGAGUUUCCACUUUGCUGGAAAAGAGAGCAGAAUCAACUCUUCCAGACAAAACAAACAAAACCAUGGACUGACCCCAAAGCCCUAUGGGCGACGGGUCUUAAAAACAUGGUGCUCAUAGCCGACACCACAGUAAACCAACAAUCAAACCCAAAAAGGCAAAAACAAAUAUAUAUAAACACCACCCCCAUGGCUUACUCUUCUUACUUCAAACUCAUCCAAUAAUCUUUCAUCAUGUGUAGGUCACCCGAUUACCCAUCAUUUUCAAAGGAUUCGCAACAUUCAGAUCCACUCACAAUCACAGCUUUCUAUGUUCGCGUUCACCCUUCACUGUUCGAAUUCCAAGACCACGAACCCGAUUUCCUGACUCUCCUCCUCAAUCCAGCAGCUACUACCAUUUCUCUCCGUAGGAUACGGCUUCCCAAUCAUGAAUUUGUAUACGCAAGCAAGCAGAAUGUGCGAGCCACGACCAACGUUAUGAGGUUUCAACUCUUCGAUGGGAAAACCAAGCUCUUGAAAGGGGCUAUAAGGAUAGGAGACGACAACUGCGAGGUGAUCCCUUCAAUUUUAGGGGCGGAGAUUUGGGUUUCUAUUGCAACAAAAUCUGCUAAGACGGUUUGUAACAACAAAAAUAUGAUAAAGAAGAAGUCAAAGUUAGAGGACAUUCCAGAGGAGGCAGAGCUUCGUGCUGAUGAUGGAGAUAAUCCAGAAAUAAAAGAAGCCGCCAUACACUUGGAAAUGGAUUUGGAAGUACUGAGGAAAGCCAUGGACAUGGGGAUUUGGGCACUCUGCCUGGGUUUUGGUUUCAUGGUUUCCAAAAGCUUCCAUCACAGCUUCCGUGCACGCCCAACAUUCUUUUAAUAUAUAAUUGUCGCCAUCUUCGUGGAAAAUUUUUGGUUUUUUUUUUAGAUGUCUAAUUUGAACAACUUGUGUAUAUUCGAAAGAAAUAUAAAUGGUUAGUAGGUGUUGUGAAAAUAUUUUUUGUUUUUAGUUGUUUGUUUUUAUUUUUAAAAAAUGAUCCGCCGGGUAAAUUUUCUUUGGAAAAUCCGCCACAAAUUGUUUACACUAAAUUCGACGGUAAUUCAAAAAUAUUUUCUGUGA
This is a messenger RNA of Arachis stenosperma, 1099 nucleotides long. RefSeq lists its product as uncharacterized. Bases 233 to 859 code for a protein of 208 amino acids. The record is from RefSeq and is a predicted model, not a curated record. The transcript has a single exon. NCBI's taxonomy places the organism in Eukaryota, Viridiplantae, Streptophyta, Magnoliopsida, Fabales, Fabaceae.